GGCGACGGAGGUAAAGUUCUGCCGCUCAGACUCUGAAGGAUCACAGUCCAGCGAAUGAGGAGUGAAUUCACGCACCAUGUUCUGCGAUUUGAACACUGUCGCUUGAGAAAAGGAAGACUGCUGUAAACUUGCAAUCAUGUUUUGGACUAUUUUGUUGCCGUAUUGUGUGACUUUUGUGUUGGGAAAUAAGACCGACGAACGAAUACCUUUCUUCCACGGCCAUGUGUUUGAAAACUCUCCACUUGGCUCAAAAGUGAACGGACUGAGUAUCCCGGUGAAGCGCAUCGACCCGCAGAGAUGGUGCUCCAAGUCCGGGAUGCACCUGAAACUCCUGGGGGACCGGAGUGAAGAUUUCCACGUCUUCGCCCAUCACAAGCGAGGACACAUAUUACUGAAAACCUCUAACGUUCUCGAUCGAGAGGAGCGCGCUGAGUAUUUCCUCAGUCUCGCGCUGUGCUGUCAGAGCUGCGCGUCAGCCGAGCGCGUCGUGGCCGAAGUUGCUUCUAUUAAAGUGGACGUGCUCGACACGAACGACCACGAGCCCACUUUCCAACAUGCAGACGUGAAAAUAACUUUGGACGACGCCACGGCCCUGAGGUCGGUGGUGUACACGGUGAAAGCGGAGGACAUUGACAGCGGCAAAAACGCCGAGCUCAUAUACUACGCGCUCCCGAGAAACGGCAGUUUCUAUGUAGUGCCCAAAACCGGCGACAUCCUCCUCGUGGACUCGAUUCUCGGUCUCGCGCAGUCAAUAAAGUUCAGCGUGUUUGCGCGAGACCACGGCUGGCCCGCUCGGACCAGUCAGAAUAUGGAUAUAGAGAUCAGUCCGCGCCAAUGGCCAGCUCUUCCUAAGCUCGAUAACCGACUCUCGAGAAAGUCCCGCUCCGUGCCGGAGCCUGUGCUUAUCACUGUGUCCGAAGACGCGAGUAUCGGCUCCGUCAUAAUGAAGCUGCACCCGGUGAGGUUUCAGUCCGCCAGUUUUGAGCUGAUUCACCCGGACGCGGAUAACUCUCCCGUCACCGUGAUUCGGGACAGCGGAGAUUUGGUUAUAUCAAGGCGGCUCGACCGAGAGACGCAGCCGCUAGUGGAGAUAACUGUCAAAGUGCAAGAUAAGCGAGGUUCAGACUGGUAUACAGUGAGAGUGGAUUUGACGGUGAUGGAUGUCAAUGAUAAUGCCCCAGAAUGGACGAUGGUCCCUUUCCCCUACCUGAGUGUGGUCUCUGCUAAUGCCCCAUCAAACACACUGGUCUACAAGCUUCAAGCCAGAGAUGGUGAUGAGGGCAUCAAUGGAGAGGUGGAAUACUUCCUGUCUGAUGGAGGUGACGGGAGAUUUGAGGUGGACAGGAAGAACGGUCACGUGUGGACGACAGGCCUCCCCCUGCAAAGAGACAGAGAAUACCUACUCACAGUGGUGGCUGCUGAUCGGCAGGGCAGCCGCAGUCCUCCCGCUGUAGUAUCCAUCAUCGCAGGCCCAAGAGCUCCUCAGUUCACCAACGUGUCUUAUACAAUUUCCAUACCAGAAAACACACCAGAAGGGCAACCCUUCCUAGUCACUCCAGCAGUGUCCUUCCAAAAACAGAUUGUAAUUUACAGCCUGCUCAUCAAUCCCAGCAGUCUUUUCAGCAUCCAGCCAGAGACGGGGGAGAUCAGUCUGACCCAUACUAUAGACUAUGAGAGUGACCAGCACCGCUACCUGCUGCUGGUGCGGGCCAGUGAGAAUCAGGACAGUCUCAGUAGUGCUGCUGAGGUGCGAGUGAUCAUCACAGAUGAGAAUGACUGUGUUCCUGAGUUCCAGCAGUCCAUUUAUAGCAAAGACGGUGUCCCUGAGACAGUCACGACUGCAACAUCACUUCUGCAGGUAUCAGCCAGUGAUUGUGAUUCGGAGCAGAAUGCAGAGCUCACAUACUACACGCUUAGUCCAGAUUUCAUCAUUUCAGCCCAUGGCACCAUAUUCCCGGCAGGCCCUCUGGAUUACGAGAGGCCCAACCACCUGUAUGAAUUCGUAGUGAUGGCGGUGGAUAAGGGUGAGGUGUCCCGCACCGGCACGGCCACUGUGCGUCUUCGUAUGGCCAAUGUCAACGACGAGCCUCCAGAGUUCUCGCAGCCUGUGUAUCAGACCUUUGUCUCUGAGGACGCAGGGCCCAACACUCUGGUUGCAACAGUCCUGGCCAAGGACCCAGAUGGAGAUGGGAUCACAUACAAAAUUACAGCAGGCAAUGAAGAAGGCAACUUUGUCAUCGACAGUCAGAAAGGAUUGAUCCGUCUCCGCUCCAGCCCAUAUCCUAGACUUCAGGGACUAAAGUACAUCCUGAACGUAAUGGCAACAGAUGAUAACGCCUCCGGUGGGCCGCAGUCACUCUCCGCCAUUGCCCAGGUCAUUGUAGGAGUAGACGAUGUGAACAACAACAAACCUGUGUUUGAAAAGUGUGCCGAGUAUAAAGAGAAGGCAUCAGUUCUGGAAAAUAAGCCAGUGGGAACAUUUGUGCUGCAGGUCCAUGCGGAUGAUGCUGAUGAAGGAGCCAAUGGAAAAGUCACAUAUGGUUUUAUGCAUAAAGACAGCACGGUUCCUGCCUUCAGCAUUGAUCCAGAAACAGGUGUUAUCGUAACUGCUAUGACGUUUGAUCGGGAGAGGCAGAGAGAGUAUGCAGUAACAGUGACAGCCACGGACCAAGCGGCGGACCCCCUCAUAGGCAUCUGCCAGCUCAACAUUCUUAUCCUCGACGAGAAUGACAACAGCCCCAAAUUUGAGAACCUGCGCUACGAAUACUUCUUACGUGAGGACACCAUGAUCGGGACCAGUUUUCUGCGAGUGGCUGCACAUGAUGAUGAUUACAGCACUUACGCGGCCAUCACUUACUCCAUGUCCGAGGAGCAGCCGGAGUAUCUACGAGUGAAUCCACUCACUGGCUGGAUCUACGUAAACCAGCCAAUCUCGCAGAGGACCUACAUCAGCAGGCAGAUCAUCGCUACAGAUGGAGGGAAUCAGAGCAGUUCAGUCGAGCUGGCAGUCACCAUAACUAACGUGAAGAACCAGCCUCCACAGUGGGAGAAGGACACAUAUGAGGUCGUCAUACCUGAAAACACUGUCAGAGACACUCCAGUUGUGACUAUCAAGGCCACCUCUCCGCUGGGCGACCCGAGGGUGACUUAUAACUUGGAGGAUGGAUUGGUGCCAGAGAGCAACAUGCCUGUUCGUUUUUACCUAACCCCGAAUCGUGAAGAUGGCUCUGCCUCUAUACUUGUCUCAGAGCCCUUGGACUAUGAGAUGACCCGCAACUUCAUGCUUAGGGUUCGAGCUCAGAACGUGGCUCCUGUUCCCUUGGCUGCCUUCACUAUUGUUCACAUAAACAUCACAGAUGUCAAUGACAAUGUUCCAUUCUUCACCUCCUCCAUAUGCGAGGCAUCUGUGACUGAAGGGGCGGAAAUUGGGACUCUAGUUCUCCAAGUGUCAGCUAAUGAUCUUGACCUGGGACUGAAUGGGAAGAUCUCAUACUCCCUACUGAAUGACCGUAGUGGAGACUAUCAGUACUUCCGCAUUGAUCCUGAGCUGGGCACCAUCUACACAGAGGCUGUGUUUGAUCGAGAGACCAAGGGAUCUUACCUUUUGGAAGUGAAGUCAGUAGAUGGCUGGGAAUCAGCCAGGCCAGGGAAGCAUGGACAGCCUAACUCAGAUACUGCGUAUGUGCGUAUUUUCAUCAGUGACGUGAACGAUAACAAGCCGGUGUUUGCGCAGUCUGUGUAUGAAGUCGACGUGGAUGAGGAUGCUGACGUGGGCUCCACCAUUCUCACAGUCAGCGCUAAUGAUGAAGAUGAAGGUGCUAACGCCAAGUUGCGCUACCAAAUUACAUCAGGCAAUGUGGGAGGUGUUUUUGACAUGGAGCCCGAGGUGGGAACCAUCUUCAUUGCCCAGCCAUUGGACUAUGAACAGAACAAGCUCUAUAAGCUGCACGUCUUGGCCUCCGAUGGGAAGUGGGAAGAUUACGCUACUGUAAUAGUGACUAUUGUGAAUAAGAACGAUGAGGCACCUGUGUUCUCUGUGAACGAGUACUACGGUAGUGUGACAGAGGAGAUGGACGGUUCUCCUGUCUUUGUGUUGAAGGUAACAGCAUCUGACCCAGAUAACGAUGCUGACCAGGAGGCUUUGAGAUAUUCCCUUCAUGGUCAAGGUGCUGAGAGCGAGUUCAUCAUUGACGAGGUCACAGGGAGGAUAUAUGCUCAGAGAACAUUAGACCGUGAGGCCCGGGCAGUGUGGCGUUUUGUGGUCCUGGCCACGGAUGAGGGUGGCGAGGGACUAACGGGUUUCACCGAUGUCAUUAUCAACGUAUGGGACAUUAACGACAACGCUCCUAUUUUUGCUUGUGCUCCAGACAGUUGCCAUGGUGACGUAUCUGAGAACUCCCCACCUGGCACUUCCGUCAUGGAGAUGACAGCCACUGAUCUAGAUGAUGCGGCUGUCGGACAAAAUGCAAUGCUGGCCUAUAGAAUUGUGGGUAACGCUGCCCUAAAUGGAGCUAACAGCGGAGCAGAUGUGUUCAGCAUCAAUCCCGCUACUGGGGCUGUUUCAGUGGCAAUGUCUGGCCUGGACAGGGAACAGACUGAUUCGUACGUCUUGGUGGUUGAAGCACGAGAUGGUGGAGGUAUGAUAGGAACGGCUACCGCGACUAUACACGUGACGGACGUCAAUGACCACGUCCCACGUUUCCUGGACCGCACGUGCUCCAUACGCAUCCCUGAGAGCAGUGAGCCCAACACGCCGAUCAUAGAGCUUGCCGCAGAGGAUGCGGAUGCUGGAGAGAAUGGCCAGCUGACCUUCAGUGUGGUGGCCGGUGAUCCCGAACAGAAGUUUUACAUGGUGAGUCAUCGACAGGAGCAACGCGGGACCCUUCGUCUCAAGAAGCAUCUGGAUUACGAAAGACCAGGUGAGCAACGCUUCAACCUCACCAUAAAAGUGGAAGAUAUGCAGUACUCCAGCCUGCUGCACUGCACUCUUGAGAUCGAAGACUGCAACGACCACGUGCCGGUCUUCAUUCCUCACUUUAUACAGCUUCCAGCCGUACGAGAGGAUGUCGCUCCAGGAACUAGCGUGGCGAGUGUGGCUGCCAGUGAUUUGGACUCAGGGUUCAAUCGUGAGAUCACUUAUAGCAUUGCUUCAGAGUCUGAUCUGUACCAUCUGUUUUCUGUGGACCAGUCAGGGUUGGUCACUGUGGCUAGUGAGCUGGACAGGGAAAAGGUUGCACUGCAUCAUUUGGUUAUACUUGCGACAGACCACGGUACGCCACCGUUGACUGGCACCGCAACUAUCCAGAUGGCUCUGCUGGAUGUCAACGACAACGGCCCUGAGUUUGAGGCUGCAUAUGCACCAAUAGUGUGGGAGAAUGUUUUGGGCCCACAGGUUGUGCGGCUUAACCAGAGCUCCACAUUACUGAAAGCUGUGGACCGAGAUUCAGAGGAGAAUGGCUCACCCUUUUCCUUCUCUGUGCCUCUGGAGUAUCGUUACAGCAAUGAUUUCCACCUGCAGGAUAAUGGGAAUGACACUGCCACCAUCACCGCCCUGAGAGCCUUCGACAGGGAAAGACAAAAAGAGUUUCUACUACCUGUCAUCAUGACCGAUAGAGGCAGUCCACCAAAGACCGUCACGAACACACUCACUAUCACCAUCGGUGACGAGAAUGACCACGCCCAUAUAGCUGGACAGAAGAAAGUGUUCAUCAACUGUCACAGAGGGAGAAUGCCAACCAAUGUACUGGGGAAGGUUUACUCACCAGAUCCAGAUGACUGGGAUAACAAGACAUAUGCCUUCGAGGGACCUGUUCCUAAUUAUUUUAUCCUGAACAAGAGGACAGGGUUCCUCAUCCUAAAGGAGAACGCUCCUCCUGGGAGUUAUGACUUUCAGGUUCGAGUGUCAGAUGGGCUGUGGCCGGAUACCGUCUCUAGUGUUAAGGUGAAUGCGAGAGAGCUACGGGACGAUGCCAUCUACAACUCAGCCUCUCUGAGAUUAGCAGACAUCUGCGCCACAGAGUUCAUGGAACGUCGUGGCAAUCUGAAGAGCAGGUACGAGCUGCUGGGCGACUUCCUGUCAGACAUGCUGUCUGUGGGGGCAGACGACAUCAACAUUUUCAGUCUGGUGGAAGUGCGGCACAGGACUCUGGAUGUGAGGUUCUCCGUUCACAGCGUGCCGUUCCUCAGGGCCGAGAAAGUCCAUGGAUACCUUGCAGCUCAUAAACAAAAACUCCAGUCUUUUCUUCAAGUCAACGUGACCCAGGUUCAUGUAGAUGAGUGUGUGGUUGCUGACUGUCGGGGAGGAGGGGGCUGCACCAGCCAUCUGAGCGUGACUGACAAGCCGGCAGUGGUUGACUCGGGCAGCAUGGCUCUGGUGUCAGUGACUGUGGAAGCCACUGCUGUCUGCAGCUGCUCAGCACGUGAAAACCUCCACCAGAGCUGCUCCGUCUAUCCCAGAACCCCCUGCCACAACGGAGGAGUCUGUGUGGACACGCAGAGUGGAUACAGAUGCCAGUGCCCGGCUCAGUUUGAGGGACCCGAGUGCCAGCAGACAAAACACAGUUUCCAUGGCAACGGCUAUGCUUGGUUUCCCCCUAUAAGGCCAUGUUUCGAGAGCCACCUCUCGCUGGAGUUCAUCACAGAGGUGGCAGAUGGCUUGCUGCUCUACAGCGGACCCCUCUCCCAGCUUCAGCCGUGGGAGCCGGAGGACUUUAUGGCCAUAGGUAACCUACACACACCCUCACCAGCCAUUACUCCUGGCUCGGGUACAUUGGUCCUGCAGUUGCCGAGCAACGUGAAUGUAGCGGACAGACGGUGGCACAGACUGGACGUGAGGAGCAACAGCAAAGAAGUUCGUUUUACACUUGACCGCUGCGCAGGAGCCACUAUCAUGGAGAUGGAGGGAGUGGGCAGCUGGCUAACUACUGAAGACCACACUUCCUGUGAAGUUACUGGCGUCACACCGAACAUGGACAAGCAUCUGAACGUGACACAGGUGCUUCAGCUAGGAGGAGUGAAUGAGAACCUGCCCUAUAUCUACCCACAACUACAACACAAGCACUUUACUGGCUGUAUCCGAAACCUCAUCGUGGACAGCAAGUUUUAUGACCUCGGUUCACCGGCUGACUCCUCUGGCAGUGCUCCGGGUUGUCUGAUGACGGACAAUAGUUGUGUGAACAUGGGCUUUCCUUCCUGCGGGACCCGGGGGCGCUGCCAUGGAGAGUGGGGUUCCUUCAGCUGUCAGUGCAUACCUGGGUACAGCGGGUAUCAGUGUGAAAAGGAGGUCCCUGAGUAUUCUUUUGAUGGACGGAGUCACAUACACUUUCAGCUGGCCUUCACUCUCCCAGCCAGACACACGCAGGUUCAGGUCCUGGUCCGGACACGCAAACACAGCAGCUCUAUCCUCAGCCUGCUGUCCAAAGAACAGAAUGAAUAUCUCAAACUGGAGAUCUAUCAGGGUCUGUUAAGUGUCUUCUACAACCUCGGUGAUGGGGACUUCAACUUGACAAUGCCCUCUUAUCGUUUAGACAACGGAGAGUGGCAUGACAUUCACUUAGAUCGGCAUGACAAUGAGAUGACCCUGCGCCUGGACGGCGGGGGAGGACAGCGAGAGGUCACGGGAUCGCCAGGUCGCAGUCGGGAGAUUGUUAUUGAUCCUGCUGUGGUGAUGCUGGGCAACUCAUUCCCCUCAGGACACAACAAGAGCUUCCAAGGCUGUAUACGGGACUUGAGACUCAACGGGCGGUUUAUUCCUCUGGACGGUCAGGCCAGAGAGGGGGUGUCGGUGGUCAGUUCUCAAGGUGUCUCUCUGGGUUGUUCCUCUGACUCCUGCCGGAAAAACCAAUGUAGCCCCCCCUUUACCUGCGUGGACUUGUGGAGAAUCCAUGAAUGCAGUUUCUCUGCCUUCGCAGUGCUGCUGUUGGGGAUUUUCCUGUACACGCGCUGGCGGAGCUAUAAGGGGCUGAAGGAGGGCGUGUAUCACGUGUCUGCCCACCAUGACGGAUGGGAGGACAUCCGAGAGAACGUGCUCAACUACGAUGAGGAGGGCGGCGGGGAGGAGGAUCAGAACGCCUAUGACAUGGCAGAGCUCCAGAAGUCCCUGCAGCCCAGCCCGGCCCAGUCGGUGCAGUACAGCCGAUCGCUAGCCAUCCACCACCACCCUCCCUCCCAGCAGCAACAGCAACACUUUUGCCAGCCUGACCCCCCCUCCAGAGCGGGUACGGCCACCACCACCUCCUCCAUCUCCUCAGGAACCGCCACCAUCCGUAGGGACGUACCCCCCUGCCGCUCUCCGGCUCAAGGCCAGACUGCGAAUCCCAGCCGAGCGGCCCAGCUGGCCCGCAAGAGCUUGUCGUUCUCCAGCCAGGACCUGGCACGCUACCUGUGUGAAAUUAUCCGUGAUGCCGACCAGCACCCGGAGACGGCGCCCUUUGACUCCCUGCAGGUCUUCUCCACGGAGGGGGGCGGCUCGCUGGCCGGGUCACUGAGUUCCUUCAGCUCUGCUGGGCUGGAAGAGGGAACGGCGGCAGGUCACGAGUGUUUGAAAGAGUGGGGGCCACGCUUUGAGAAGCUGAAAGCCCUCUAUGAGCGGGCCGAGGGCAGCGACCUCUAAAGAACUGCCAGGAAGAGUUCCUGCAGUACGAGGAGAGGAGGGAGACCACUAAAGACUUGUCUAAAAACCAGAGGGAUUUUUCUUAUGCCGAAAAUCCCUACGCUUUGGCUUUCUCUGGCAAGUGACAUUUGGGACUCCCAAUGAGCAGCAAAUGGGAAGUGCUAAUCCAAGGCACAGCAAGUUGUGGUCAUGACAAUUUUUAAACCCAGAGUGGCAUCUUUAUUAAAGUGACUUGCGGAUGACAAUGAUUUUAGUGGAACCAUUUGUUGUCUUUGGGACCGACACUGGCGGAGCGCUUUGGACGUGUUCUAUAUGUCUGUAUGGUCUAUAUGUUCUUAAAUAAAAGUAAGACAGGAAGAAAAAUAAACUGCCGUGCUCAGAUGCGACUAGGAGGGGUUUGUCCUUCUCCUUUUACGGGCCGAUUUCUGAAAUCAGUUUGCCGCAUGUUCUGUCAGAGUGGCCACUUGUGUUCAUCAAUCAUAACUUCAUACUUGGAUACUGUUGAUUUUUUUUCUAUUUGCUCAGCCCUCCGCUUAGAUUUUAUUCACUCGGAUGCGAGGAUGAAAGAGGAAGUCUGCGGGAAAAAAACUGAAGAUGUGUGAAAAACACUGAGGAAAAUGAAACACAAAGCAGCUUUAUUGUUUGGCAUUUUAGGAGACAUUCCUUGGGAAUACAAAUUAUGUCCUCUCUUUCUAGCCAAAAAGGAGUGAAGGAACGGCUGGAAUACAAAUGUGGCUGAGUGGCUGGCAUGAGAUGGAAGUUUUCUGUAGCUGAAAACUAUCGAAAACUCUCUUGACUCUCACGCUUUACUGAGCAGUAGCAAUCAGAGUCUGCCAAGCUAAAGGAUAGCCAUUAAGACAAAUGAACAAAUGUGUGUGUUGUUCCAUGUGAUCAACUCAAACAUGAUAUUGAGCUCUGCUGGAGGAGCUUUCAGCACUGGAAUGAGCUUACAGUCCAGUUUGCUUCCUCCCGACAGUAUCAUAUUAUUAACCAAACCAGCUUACCCGACCGUACCGUCAUUUCCUGUUCUACUAUAAAUAACUCCUUGUAUCCCAUCACAUUAUUCGGCACUGCAGUGAAAGAAAUGGGCCUCGGCACCAGGUGCAUUCAGGGAGUGGCGGUCCAGCGGUUUCAGACCCUGAGCACCUCCCAUGUAACAUGUUUUAUGAGGCUGCAUGGGGUGAAGGAAAAGCAAGGCAAGCUUGUGUGUGCAAAUGGAAUAACUAAAAGUCUCCCCCCGUGAGGCCUCAAAUGCCAACCUUGUAUUUUAUGCAUUUUAAGGCAAUGUUUUUUGCCUCCUUUUAUCAUUUCAGUUAUUUAUUUAUUUAUAUUUUUCUGGAGAAUGCCGUAUGUGGAGCAUGACAGGCUGGCUGAGGAGAGUGCAGCGUGUAGGAGUGUGUUAAAAGACAUCAGACUGCUAAUCCUAAUGUGAACUGAUCGCUCACUGUCAUGCUGUGAACCAAAGGAUCAGGGGAGUUGGAAAACUCGAUGGAGAAAUCGUCACUCUUACUAAGGAUCUUAAAAAGUGCCAAUAUUUCCAAAGGCAGUAACGAGAAUUAAAAAAAAAAGGUUCAAGUUGAAGCUAAGAAAUAUAGCUGGAAGUGCAAUGCUUGCUAUUUUAUAGAGUUCAAAAGAGGCCAACGGGAUUGGCGCUUGGAGUCAUCCUUGAAAGGGGAUUGGGGAGGAUCCAGUGUGAGGUGAGAGUAUUCAUGAAUGAAGCAUGAUGGGAUCUUACAAAACCAAUUCCUCUUCGAUUUUGAACCAAGGCCACCUGUUUAUUUGUGUGGUGAAUAUAUACAGUACUCUAUUUUGUGAAACAAUG
Messenger RNA from Sinocyclocheilus rhinocerous, 10433 nucleotides. RefSeq names its product neural-cadherin. Gene Ontology annotation, cellular component: cell-cell junction; plasma membrane. NCBI's taxonomy places the organism in Eukaryota, Metazoa, Chordata, Actinopteri, Cypriniformes, Cyprinidae. The coding region runs from base 137 to 8611 and encodes 2824 amino acids. Gene Ontology annotation, biological process: homophilic cell-cell adhesion. The record is from RefSeq and is a predicted model, not a curated record. The transcript is spliced from 32 exons. Gene Ontology annotation, molecular function: calcium ion binding.